Molecule: messenger RNA, 720 nt
Organism: Raphanus sativus (radish)
Lineage: Eukaryota; Viridiplantae; Streptophyta; Magnoliopsida; Brassicales; Brassicaceae
Exons: 1
Coding region: 21-428 (135 amino acids)
Source: RefSeq, a predicted model, not a curated record
AAGACAUAAAAAAUCUGCAUAUGGAAUUAUCUGUGCCAAACAACAUGGGACCUAACGCCCACAGUUUUACCCCAUCGUCUAUAAAUGAAAUACUUUCAGUCUUUCACUUCAUCUCCAUCAAGAAACUUCAAACUGCAAAACAAAGCAUUUGUUUCAUUUAUCAAAAAUACUCCCAGAGCUUUUUCACCUUCUCUCAAGUUAUUACAAUGGAUGUCUACAUAUCAGAAGAGUAUGUCACCCGCAGGAGAAUGGAGAAAAAAGCUGCCGCUGUGGCCGGAAAGGAUCUGAGGUAUGGCUUUUAUGCAUGCAAUAGACCGGAAAAGAGAAAAAGCAUUCCCCAGAUAUCGGAAUCUCGGCCGGAGAACGAGUUUCGGGUCACCAGCGGUGGUGUUUAUGAGAGUUGUGUGUUCCAAUGCUUCUCGCCGUAAUAACCUGAGCGUACAAGUUUAAUGAUUUAAACGCAGACGCAUGCUUAUGCAUGGGCUGUUAUAUUAGUUGUAGCUCUUUGUAUUGUAUCUCUUGGUUUUUAUGCUACUAGUAGUAUAUAGAGAGGGGGUUUUCUUGACUACGUGUGUGUUUAUCCAUAAACUACAAGUCUACAACAAUGUAUAAUUGUUAGAUUCUAGAUAACUAAAUAAGAUAUGUCAAAUAGAGUGAUAAAAUUAGUGAACGGAUAUAAAUCAUUCGUUGAAAGAUAUAGUAGACAAUGAAUAAUCAGAU